This is a messenger RNA of Acaromyces ingoldii, 2336 nucleotides long. RefSeq lists its product as hypothetical. Lineage: Eukaryota; Fungi; Basidiomycota; Exobasidiomycetes; Exobasidiales; Cryptobasidiaceae. The transcript is spliced from 3 exons. The record is from RefSeq and is a predicted model, not a curated record. The coding region runs from base 194 to 2215 and encodes 673 amino acids.
ACCACAUCUUCCCUCCCUAGCAGCUAGUUGGAGCCUUUGCCUGUUUUCUUGGUGAGAGUUUCCAUUCCUAGUAACCUCCCACAGAAAAGGACUUCAUAUGCGCCUCCUGGUCAUGGCAGUCUAGACUCUGCGCAUAGACUGUCUUCCGACCCUGGGCACGCUCGUUGGGCUGCUCUGGGCAGUCCCAGAGGCUAUGGAACCGUACAUCGAGAUCGAUGUCGUUCCCAGGCAGGAUUUCGUGCUCUCACAUUCGUCGCUGUCAACAUCACAAGCGCCGCCCAGGCGACAAGGGUCCGUAAAGCGUGAGGACGACGCGUCAGCACCUACACCAAUAAACAACAACACACCUAAAGGAGUGCAUGGCGAUGAUGGUGCGAGUUCAUCUCGAUAUUCUUCACCUUCGACAGCUUCGUCCAGAGAAUCAUUUGAGCCAUGGCGGCAGCGGCGACGCCGACGGAGGCAAAGACGGCAGGAUGGCGAGGAGACAACCGACGAAGACGAGGUUGAGCCAAGAUUGCGAAUCAAUGGCCAGUCAUCAACUUCGGUAUCCUCAGUCAAGCCACCGGAGGGUCCUCGUCCCGAUUCCUACCUUUCCGAGCUUUGUCCCUCAUACGCCGACGAUUCAUGGUGUUCGGCACAACGGCUAGGGCCGAUCACGUCCCGAGGCCGAGUCGCGUGCGAGUGGGUCUUCAAGACCGACGUAUCGAACCCCAUCAUCUGCAGGAAAAAAUUUCUCACAGUCGACGCCCUCGCCCGGCACGUCGUCGAAUCCCACUGCAGGCCCUUUCUGGCCGAGGGCAAGUGGCAAUGCCAUUGGGACAAAUGUUCGCGCUACAGGAGCUAUACUCGGGCACAGUUCGAGGAUCACUUCUUCCAGCAGCACCUCGCGCAACACGCCUAUGCCUGUCCCUUUCAAGAUUGCCGACGAGGAACUUCUUGUCGAGACAAGGAGUCGCAGGCUGAGCACAUCGAUUUCUACCAUUCAGUGGGAGACGCAUUGCGUCCUUUUGUUGCCCCCAUCCUCAUCCUCGAGGCAAUGCCAUCGCUGGCGAGCCUUCCCCCUUUGCCAACGAUGCCUGUGUCUCGCUACAAGCUGGACCCGCAAAUACCCAAGACAAAGAUGCCGUUCAUACCUCGAGCAAGACCGCGACAGGUAGAGUCGAGUCUAGUCGGACCAGCAGCACCCGCACAAUUAGGUGUUGUACAGCCUUGGGUUGAAGUUAUCGAUCGCUGUGAGUCGAUGGAACCUCCGGCGAUCCCCGUGGUCCUCGGCCCCAACCGCAGAAUCAUUGGUACGGCAGCGACGAUCGACCUGGACCAGUUUGCUAAGACUGCCUUGACAUUUUCAGCCGACGAUGACUUCAUGAUCGAUGAUGAGCAAGACAAAAGAACCAGCAUCGCGGCAGCCGUCGAGGCGACCCUCCCGACAUCUGCAACGCCAAGGAAGAGAGUACCUUUUGUGCCCCCGUCUUUCAGGCAGGGCCAAAUGGUAGCCAAGUCUUCUGCCGAGUCGACGCCUGUAUCGAGGAGCGCCUCAAAACCCGCUUCAAGAGACAUGAGCGCUUAUUCUUUGGACGACGAUGAAGAAAAUCAUCCGAUAGACGGGCGACAGUAUGUCGAAGAGGGAGAGUCCAAAACACAUUCUUCCUCUGGAAGACUGAGACAGUCGUCAGGCUCGUCUGACGAACUCGAGUACGUCACGCUUCCAGGACCACCAGGGCUGAUGGACAACGAGAAUUCACCAAAGGCGCCUCGCAAGAAGAAAAGGCGUCUGGCCAUUGACGAAAGCGAUACGGAAGACGAAGGCAAAGAUGGGCGACAAGUGACUCUAAACUCGAAGGAAAACUCUCACUCGAGUCUUGCGGUCGAAAGACAAAUGUCGUUAUCGCCAGCGUCGUCGCGGUCAGCAUCGUCGGAGCCCCUCCAGGUAUCGUCGUUUCGCCCCUUGACCAGACCAACGGCGCAAGAGGCGCGAGAAAUCGGGAGCCUGAGACAAAGCUUCUCAAGAUUGAGCCAGGAAGUACAUGAGGACGCUCAGCGUCGACGCUCGAGCAAGGCUGUCAAAGACAAGACGAAGGAGCUCGACCGUAGGAAGCGUAAGAAAGCUCGAAAUGAGGAGGCAGACGGGAGCGAGGACGAGGAGCCGGCCCAAGUAAGCCUUGAUGGGUGGAAUCACGGUUCAAACACCGCAAAGAAGCCUCAGGGCAAUGCAUAACGCCCGGCUUAGCCUCAACAACACGAAGAUAUCAAUUGAAGAGUCCGCGAGCAUCUGUACUAUAUCUGCCAAACGCAUUCAUACAUACCGCGCAGGCCACCAAAAUGACAGUUCUAAUGAG